AUAAGUUAAUGUUUAUUCGCGUUUUAAAAAAUAGCACUGUUCUCUAGCAGCGCCAUGAUGAUGCUGCGAUCAGUAAAUGAAUUAUUAUAGAGCCAAACAGAGCCAAAAUUCACGGUGUAUGUAUCAGGAGCACAAGAAAUCAACAGAGUAGAUUGCUCACUGUUGCUUCGGGAAAAUACUACUCGUGUAUUCUAAACUCCUAAUACAAAUGUCAAAUUUUCUGAAAUUUUACCUUGCUUUCCCGAGCUUUCGCCUCGUACACUUGUAAAUAAUAAUAAAAUUUUCAGGUUAUAUUAUUGUGUAUACACAAAAAUCUAAUAAUUUUUGAAUUAUUUUUUGUUAAACAAUUCGUUACAUAAUUAAUUAUAAAUAAUUUAAUAAUUAAUAAAAAAAAAUACAUGAAAAUGAGGAUUUUAGAAUUGUACAGUGGAAUUGGAGGCAUGCAUUAUGCCCUGAAAGAAAGUGGAGUACCUGGUGAAAUAAUAGCAGCAAUUGAAAUAAACACAAUAGCAAAUUCAGUUUAUAAACAUAAUCAUCCAUCAACAAAUGUGCUGAAUAAAAAUAUUGAGGCACUUAAUUUAGAUGAUAUAAAAGAAUUAAAUAUUGAUACAAUAUUGAUGAGUCCACCUUGUCAGCCAUUCACCAGGGUUGGUCUACAAAAGGACAAAGCUGAUGCUCGAACAAAUUCCUUAUUUCAAGUAUUAGAAAUAAUUAAAAAUUUAUCAAAUUUAAAUUACAUUAUUCUUGAAAAUGUUGUAGGUUUUGAAAAAUCAGAAACAAGAGAUUUCGUUAUCAAGGCUAUCAAUGAUUCAUUCAAUUACAAAGAAUUAAUUUUAAGUCCUUGUCAAUUUGGUGUACCAAAUAGUAGACGACGUUAUUAUUUGUUGGCUAAAAGAAAAGGUCUUAAAUUUAUAUUUAAUGAUUCAUCACUUGUUGACAAUAUUCCCCAACAAAUACAAGAAAUAUUGCCUAGAAAAUUUACAAAUGACAUGACGUUAAAAGACUUCAUUUCACUUGAUGAUUUGUCUGAUGAAAAUAUGUAUCUGAUACCUGAAAAUACUUUAGAAAAAAGAUUCAAUGUGUUGGACAUACGAAGCCCAGACUCUAAGGGUUCGUGUUGCUUUACCAAAGCUUAUCCAACAUAUGCUGAAGGUACUGGCUCUGUGUACUCACCAUUAUCAAGUGACACUGUUAAAAAAAUCACCAAAGAUCUAAAAAUUCACAAUGAUAAAUCAAAUGACAACAUGGAGCUGAUAAAAACACUUAAAUUGAGAUAUUUUUCACCAAAACAAGUCUCGCAAUUAAUGUGUUUUCCUGAUGACUUUACUUUUCCCAAUGAUAUCACAAAGAAACAAAAAUACAGGCUACUUGGUAAUUCAAUUAAUGUACAUGUUGUUAGUCAAUUAAUUUAUCUUCUUAAUCAACAAUAGAA
This is a messenger RNA of Aphidius gifuensis, 1432 nucleotides long. RefSeq names its product tRNA (cytosine(38)-C(5))-methyltransferase (gene Mt2). Bases 399 to 1430 code for a protein of 343 amino acids. The record is from RefSeq and is a predicted model, not a curated record. Gene Ontology annotation, molecular function: methyltransferase activity. The transcript has 2 exons. Lineage: Eukaryota; Metazoa; Arthropoda; Insecta; Hymenoptera; Braconidae.